Messenger RNA from Ailuropoda melanoleuca (giant panda), 3350 nucleotides. RefSeq names its product cytochrome c oxidase assembly factor COX16 (gene COX16). The transcript has 4 exons. Gene Ontology annotation, cellular component: mitochondrial inner membrane. NCBI's taxonomy places the organism in Eukaryota, Metazoa, Chordata, Mammalia, Carnivora, Ursidae. Gene Ontology annotation, biological process: mitochondrial respiratory chain complex IV assembly. Bases 119 to 442 code for a protein of 107 amino acids. The record is from RefSeq and is a predicted model, not a curated record.
UCUAUUGGGGGAGGACCGACCGCCGGGAGGCCAAGGAAGGGAGGCGAGUCAAGGACUGCCUCCUGGGGAGGGAGCUUGGAUUCGGGAGGCCGUGCUGGGCCUGUUGGGCUAGGCGUCCAUGCACGUGGGAGAGUUCAGUCAUGUCUGUACAUUCGGUGAUGCGCUCCCUGCGCAAGAACAAGACGCUUCGUUGCUGAUUGUUGGAGGUUCUUUCGGUCUUCGUGAGUUUUCACAAAUCCGCUAUGAUGCUGUGAAAAUUAAAAUUGAUCCUGAAUUAGAAAAAAAACUGAAAAUGAAUAAAGUAUCAUUGGAAUCAGAGUAUGAGAAAAUGAAGGACUCCACUUUUGAUGACUGGAAGAAUAUUCGAGGACCCAGGCCUUGGGAAGAUCCUGACCUCCUUCAAGGACGAAAUCCAGAAAUCCUUAAGACUAAGACAACUUGACUAAGUUUAUUCUUUUUUUUUUUUUUUUUUAACAAAAAUGUUAUCAACUGGAAUUCCCACUACAUAUUCAGUGGGAAGAAAAUUUCAGACCUGCAGAAGCUUGGAUAUGAGUAACGUGAUGACAGAUAAUCUUGAUAAAAAGUCACAGUAACAUCGGGCAGUAAUUUUAUGUCAAACGUCUGUAGGAAAAUAAUAUCGAUCACAGGCUGAUGAGAGUUUUGGUUUUACUUAUAAUACCUCACAUGAUAUACUAAUCAGUCUCCAAAAUAUCACCUGAUGAUUGUAUUGAUACCAUUAAAACAUUAAGAAAAUUAUAUUGUUCUUGGUUAAGGCAAAAAUCAUGAAGUAGCACAUGUUACAUACAGAUACAGCAAAUCUGUUCAAGUAUUCCAUAGAUGACUACAAUUUGGAAAUGCUGAUUUAAGGUAUGCUUUAGGUCUUAGCAUAAUUUGCGUGCAACUUGACUGUAGUUUUGUUCUUAUUUUUUUAACUUGGGGUUUACUAUGAUCUAAAUGGUAGGCAAAAGGAUAGAAUUGAGGGAAGUUAGUUUUUUUUGAACUUAUUUUCUUCUUUUUUCCUCUGUCUUAGCCCUGUUGCCCCACCUGCUGAUAUUUUCACACUGAUUUCCAGAUGCCUAAAGCCUCAUUCGAAAUACUCCCCCUUAUGUUGCCAAAAAAUUAUGAGUCUACCUGCCUCUUGCCCAAUUGAGAUCGCUAUUUUCAGUGGGUUAGUUUUAGCAAAAAGGAAACCAAGACGAUUACCUAGUGAUGAUAAAUCGUGAUAGAGAUUGAGAUCAGAGAGAAAACUGGAUUUCAUGGGCCAAAAAAAAAAAAAAAAGACUUUCAUUUAAACAUCACUCCAUGUACAAAAAGUAACUCAAAAUGGAUGUAAUUUAAAUGUAAAACUUAAAACUUGUAGGAAAAGAAGGCAGAAAGUCUUCAGGACUUAGUGUAUAGUUCUUGAAAAAUAGUUCUUAACAAAAACAUUCAUAAAAGAAAAACUUGGUAAAUUGGAUCUCAUCAAAAUUAAGAACUGUUGUUUUCUAAAGACCCCAUUAAAAGGUGAAAAGACAAUCCAGACUGAGAGAAAAUACUUGCAAACCACAUUUCUGCUAAAAGACUCAUAUCUAGAAUAUAUGAAGAAUUCUGAAACUCAAUAAUAAAAAAGCAAACAGUCCAAUUAGAAAAUGGUCAAAAGACACAAAGUGACAUUUCAUUGAAGAGGGUAUAUGAAUAUGGCAAAUAAGUGCAUGAAGAGAAUGGCUGACAUCACUAGUCAUCAGGGAAACACAAAUUUGGACUAUUGAGAAAUCACUACACAGUUGAAAGAACAGCUGAAAUAAAAAAGUGACAAUUCCAAAUGCUGGUAAGGAUGUGGAGAAACCAGAUCUCUCACACAUUGCUGGUAUAAUUAAAAUGGUACAACUGGUCUAGAACAUUGGCAGUUUCUUUAGAAACAGCAUAGGGGACUUCAGUUUCUGGUCCAACAUGUAGGUACCUUGGAAGUCACACUUCCCAUCCUAACACAAAGAAAAAGCUGACAAUCAACAACUGUUCUUUGAUCCAUGAGAGAAUUGAGGACACAGGACAAAACCACCACCUGAAAACUUGAGACAGACAAAUACAGAGGAUCACAGGUUACCUGAGGAGAAACCACCCAGAAGCCACUGCUGGAGCCAGCAUCAGGUAGGAAUGCUUGAAGGGUAAUUGACUAAUUACUGGAGACUGAGCAUGGACUAGCUUGAGUUAAAAACUCUUGGAGACCAGGCCAGGGGCACAUUUUUGUGAGUUUUAGUCCCUGGAGCCCUACCAGGUUCUCACUGUGAAUAUUAGAGAGAAAAAUCUUGUGGUUUCAGCAGGGGGGAGGAGAAAUUAACCAUUCUAAAAUAUGUCCUCUAAAUUUUGUUCUCCUUAACAAAAAGCCUGGCCUCAAAGGAAACUUUUGCUAGAAACUAAUCAUGCUGGAUUUUACCAGAACUUAACCAACUCUGGGGUAAGGGAAAUACCCAACUUCAGUCCCUUCUAGCCUCCUGUUUCACCUAAAUGGAGUGGGGGUGUGGGGAGGAAGACCUGAGAGGUAGUAGUGAAAGUCAUGUGGGACCAUGAUCACUAAAAGACUGAGACCUAAUCAUAAGACUAUAGAAUGUUCCCUUCCCCCUUCACAUUACUACCACAUCAUUAAAGGCUACUUCAGUGGAGUGUCUUUUACCCAAUCCAACUGGGUAUUAUGUCCAACUUAGAACAAAGAAAUUACAAGGCAUACUAAAAUAUGAAAAGCACAGCUUGAAAAGACCAAGCAUCAAAAUCAGAUUCAUAUAUGGCAGGGAAGUUGGAUUUAUCAGACUGAGAAUUUAAAAUAACUAUAAUUAAUAUGUUUAGAGCUCUGAUGGAAAAAGUACACAACAUGCAAGAACAGAUUAGUAAUAUAAGCAGAGAGAUGGAAAUUUUAAGAAUCAAAGGGAAAUUCUAGAAAUCAAGAAGAGUGUAACAGAAAUGCCUUUGAUGGGGUCAUCAAUAGAGUGGACAUGACUGAGGAAAGAGCAUGAGAGGAAAAUGAUACCAGAUGGUAAUUUAAAUCCACAAGAAAAGACAAGGAGAACCAAUAAAGGUAUUUAGGUAAUUAUUUUUUAAAAAUUAAAAUUACAUUUUUUCCCUUUCUUAAUUCAUUUAGGAACAAAUAAAACACUUUUUAUAAAAUGUAUCUUGAGGUCUACACAUAGAAAUGUAAUAUAUUAGACAAUAACAGAGCAAAAGAAGGGGGUGGGAAUGCAACAUUUUUGGAGCAAAGAAAUAACACCAGAUGAUAAUUGAAUCCACAGGAAGCAAAGAAGAGAACCAAACAUGAUAAAUAAGAAGGUUAAUAUUUAAAAAUUUAUAUAUCAUUAAAAAACAACUUCUUUAGAGGUGCA